AUGUCGUUAGCGCGUACGCGCUGCAAGUUGGCUUGGAUGAGGAGAUUAAAAGGCGCUUUUUGGGAGGGGUUGGAUGACAUCGUUCGUAGCAUUCCACCUUCUGAGAGGUUAUUCAUAGGAGGAGAUUUCGAUGGUCAUAUUGGGUCGUCCGCAAGUGGUUAUACUGAGGUGCAUGGCGGCUUUGGUUUGGGGGAACGAAACGGAGGGGGCACUUCGCUGCUGGACUUUGCCAAGGCAUUCGAUCUAGUAAUUGCAAACUCAAGUUUUCCGAACCGGGAGAAGCAUUUGGUUACUUACCAAAGUAAAGUGGAAGCGAAGAAGGCGGCUUACCUGCGACUAGUAGGGAGCACUGGCGAGAAGGAGAAGACAACGAACAGAGAGAGAUAUAUGGUUGCUAGGAAGGAGGCAAAGAUGGCAGUAACGGAGGCUAAGGCAGUAGCUUUUGCUCAUCUAUAUGAGGAACUAGGGAACAAAGGCGGGGAGAAGAA
Nicotiana tabacum (common tobacco) is the source of this 488-nucleotide messenger RNA. The record is from RefSeq and is a predicted model, not a curated record. NCBI's taxonomy places the organism in Eukaryota, Viridiplantae, Streptophyta, Magnoliopsida, Solanales, Solanaceae.